Cyprinus carpio (common carp) is the source of this 3035-nucleotide messenger RNA. RefSeq names its product solute carrier family 13 member 4-like. Gene Ontology annotation, molecular function: transmembrane transporter activity. The record is from RefSeq and is a predicted model, not a curated record. Lineage: Eukaryota; Metazoa; Chordata; Actinopteri; Cypriniformes; Cyprinidae. Gene Ontology annotation, biological process: monoatomic anion transmembrane transport. Gene Ontology annotation, cellular component: membrane.
CCACAUCCAUUCAUAAACUCCACUCAUUCACCUCUGAUUGGUCCCGCUUUGAACUGGGAGGAGAUAUGGUUAGAUUAAAGUAAAAUUACCUUUACGCAGUACUCAUAGAUUUCAUCUUCGUCCUUGGAGACGCUUUUACAACGCGCAUGGAAAUUAAGUUAAUUAAGAGGACAGCUCAUGCAUGCUUAUUCGCGAUUGGUGCAAUUUUAUAGUGUAAAAAAUAAGAAAGCAUGGCGAAUGAGAGAUAGACACAUUUACAGGUGGACACACAAAAGAGCCAUCGGUGUCCUUAUCAUCAGAACAUCCUGAAGGGGUAUAAGAGGGUCUGCAAGCACUCCUGGAUGGACUAGAAGGACAGGCACAUUCAAACAGGAACCAAAGAGAAAAGUUCCGCUCUCAAUCCAUGCAAACUUUUCUGAGGAGACGCGAAGCGCGUGCAACGCACGAAAAGGGAAACGGCAAUUUGCGCGAUAUCAAGUAGUACGUCACAUCUGCAUCUACAAUUUAUAAAAUAAAUACAUUUAAAAAAAGGCUUAAAGGGGAGUAUAGAAAACGUCUUGAAGAAAACCUUAAAGAACCCUGGACUUCUAAAAGCUGAACUGAGCAAAGCGUUCUCCCAUGAGGCUGGAAGGUUCCAGAAUGGACUUAAUCAAAAAAAUAUGGACGGCUCGGAAACUCAUUCUCGUGGUCAUGAUUCCUUUAUCCCUGCUGCCUCUGCCUCUCAUCCACCCGUGCAGUGAAUCAUCAUGUGCGUAUGUCCUGAUCGUGACAGCAGUAUAUUGGGUAUCUGAAGCUGUGCCGCUGGGAGCCGCUGCUCUCGUCCCGGCCUUCCUGUACCCAAUGUUUGGGGUCCUCAAAUCCAGUGAGGUGGCCUCUGAGUAUUUUAAGGACACCACGCUGCUGCUGAUGGGGGUGAUCUGUCUGGCUGCCUCCAUUGAGAAGUGGAACCUUCAUAAACGCAUCGCUCUGCGGAUGGUCAUGAUCGCCGGGGCCAAACCUGGCAUGCUGGUUUUGGGGUUCAUGUGCUGUACGGUUUUUCUCUCUAUGUGGCUGAGCAACACGUCCACCACGGCUAUGGUGAUGCCCAUCGCUGAAGCCGUGCUGCAGCAGCCAGAGCGGCAGUCCUACAACGACUACAUCCAUGUCCCUCAAAAAAAAAAGGAUGAGGAUAAACAGGACGAGGAGAGCGACAAAGAGGAAAACCAAGAAUUAAGCAAGAAUCACCUUGAGCUGCUGGACCGCAAACACAAUGAAAAACAUGAAGUCUGUAUGCUGAAUGAGGAGUUGAAUGGUCUGACAUUGAAGCCUGGUUUCGGUCCAGAAUUUUCUAAAGAAUCAAAUGGAUACCUGCCAGAGGCUCCAAUUAGCAUCCCUGCUCCACCAAAGAAACCCAAAAUCGCUGCGGAUUCUCGCUGUACCCCCACCAAGAGAGACCACAGGAUCUGUAAGUGGCUGUCUCUGAGCAUCACGUACGCGGCCACCAUCGGCGGCCUCAUCACCAUCACCGGCACGUCCACCAACCUCAUCUUCGCCGAGCAAUUCAACAAUCGUUAUCCAGAAGCAAAAGUCAUUAAUUUCGGCACGUGGUUCAUCUUCAGUCUGCCGAUCGCUCUGAUCAUGCUGAUGCUCACCUGGAUCUGGCUGCACUGUCUCUUUCUGGGAUGCAAUUUCAGAGAGACUUGUUCUCUCAGCAAGAAGCGCAAAACCAGGCGAGAACUCCUCUCUGAGAAGCGCAUUCAUGAGGAGUACCAGAAGCUCGGCCCCAUCAGUUAUCCUGAAGUCGUGACGGGCAUCUUCUUUAUUCUGAUGACUGUACUUUGGUUCACCAGGGAACCGGGAUUCGUCCCCGGCUGGACGUCGCUGUUUGAGAAGAAGGGCUACAGGACUGAUGCCACGGUGUCGGUGCUGCUCGGCUUCCUUCUCUUCCUCAUCCCGGCUCGAAAGCCCUGGCCAUCUGCAUUCUCCAGCGAGAACAAAGGUGAUGAUGAUGACGAUGAGGAGGAAGAGGAUCCUCUGGCUCCAAUGAUCACGUGGAAAGACUUCCAGAGACUGAUGCCGUGGGAGAUUGUUAUUCUGGUGGGAGGAGGAUACGCACUGGCUGCCGGAUGCAAGGUGUCCGGUCUCUCCAUGUGGAUCGGUCGGCAGCUGGAGCCCAUGAGUGGUCUUCCUCCGUGGGCCGUGACGCUGCUGGCGUGUCUCCUGGUGUCCGCCGUCACCGAGUUCGCCAGCAACCCAGCCACGCUCACAGUGUUCCUGCCCAUCCUCUCGGCCCUGUCAGAGACGCUGCACAUCAACCCUCUGCACACACUCAUCCCUGCCACCAUGUGUGUGUCCUUCGGCGUCAUGCUGCCUGUUGGAAACCCGCCGAAUGCCAUUGUGUUCAGUUACGGACACGUGCAGAUCAGCGACAUGGUGAAGGCUGGUUUUGGAGUGAAUCUGAUCGGGGUUUUUGUGGUGAUGUUGGCCAUCAUGACGUGGGGCGAGCCGCUCUUCCAUCUGAGCGAGUUUCCCACCUGGGCGCUGAUGCGUAACGUCACGGGCAGCUUUUAGCCGGCCUUUGAUUGAGGACACUGGAUAUACACUGAAGGAGGCACAUAUAUGCAAUUACAGCCUUAUUUUUGUACAUCGUUGGAGUAAGAGGACAUCCGUCUGAGGAUGCAGAACUGCUCACUGUGACUGAAUGAACGGUGCGAUCGCUGGAAUCCAUUCUUACACUUAUAUAUCAAAGCAUUAGAUGUAGAUUAACAACCUUCCAAGUUUACGCGCCUACAAAACACAAUCAGCGAUGUUUGUGUGAAAAUACCGAUGUAACAUAUCCGUAUGCUUUAUUUCCCGACGUCUAACAAAUGUCGUGAUACAUUUGCAUUAUUUACUUGAGAGGUUUGAGGGACAUUCUGCAUCAGAUGAAGUCUCUGCUGAAAUCAGGCUUAGUAUCUAACAUGCUCUUACCAAAAUGUUACAUAGUUUUUGUGGUCUGGUUACGGAAGAUUGUUUCAAACGUUACACACUAUAUAUAUAUAUAUAUAUAUAUAUAU